AUGAGCCGUCACGUCAAAUUAAAUGAUUCUACAAAAUCUCAGCAUGCUCACACUGUCGUUUUAACAAACGGCAACCUUGAUGACAAUUUUGAUCUCAGUGAUGAUGAUAAUUUAGACAACAUCCUUGAUGACAGCGAUGUUGAUGAUAAUUUUAUGGAUGCACUUGGUGACUUUGAGCUGAAAGAUUUUGAUAGAGAGAGUCUUGCCCUCCUGACAUCUGUGAUGUGUGGAAGAGAUUCACCAGCUUAUUGUGUUUCCGAUAAUGAAAAUGAUGAAGCCCGUGAACUUGAUGCACCAAAAGAUUUGCCCCCAAAAGGUUCACAAGCUAAUGAAGCAAGAAAAAUGCUGGUAUUGAUACUGAUGACGAGAAAGCAAUCUUUAAGGAAAUUAGAGAUGAGAUUGAAAAAAGG
Molecule: messenger RNA, 410 nt
Organism: Candidula unifasciata
Lineage: Eukaryota; Metazoa; Mollusca; Gastropoda; Stylommatophora; Geomitridae
Source: the annotation of a GenBank genome assembly